Molecule: messenger RNA, 1873 nt
Organism: Schistocerca gregaria
Lineage: Eukaryota; Metazoa; Arthropoda; Insecta; Orthoptera; Acrididae
Exons: 3
Coding region: 33-1367 (444 amino acids)
Biological process (GO): endoplasmic reticulum to Golgi vesicle-mediated transport; endoplasmic reticulum organization; Golgi organization
Cellular component (GO): endoplasmic reticulum membrane; endoplasmic reticulum-Golgi intermediate compartment; Golgi membrane
Molecular function (GO): D-mannose binding
Source: RefSeq, a predicted model, not a curated record
GUCUGUGGUUUCUGUGCAGACUCUGUUACCUUAUGUCCGGCACAUUCGAGCGCAUUGUGAUCCUGCUCCUGCUAGCGACGCAGCUCGUUCUGGGGGAGCUGCAGACCAGAACUGCCCUUCCAGACGAAGACCGUUUGUUCUACCAGAGAAAUUCGUUUCGCAAACCGUUUUAUUCAUCUCCCUCAUUUUGGAUCCUAGGAGGCAACGCGAUUGUUCAAAUCGGGGGGAUUUUCCUCGCUCCAAACGCCCAGAACGAAGGGUGGAUUUGGAAUUCUGUUCCGGUGUUGGCACCGAACUGGCUGGCGCUACUCGACAUCAGCAUCGACACGAGCGUGUCGGCGGGGAGCGAAUUUGUGUUUUGGUACAUUUCCAAUCCGCAAGUUCAGUUUGGGAUGGGCGGGUCGCAAAAUGUGUGGAAGGGAUUAGGUAUUUUCAUGAACCCGUGCGAGGGGCAGCACACGCUCUGCAUUCGAGCGAGCGUGAAUAAGGAGGACAGCAUGUACCAAGAAUUCGGCAGCUCGGAAAGCGUAGGCUUUUGCAAGUUGUCGGCGUCAGACGGAGGUCUGCGCUUUCGCGUGUCGUACGCAGGGAACAGGUUGCUAGUCGAUUAUAUGCAAGAAGGUACGGCGCUAUGGAACGCGUGCCUUAACCAUGCCACGGAGUUGGAUUCGGGCAUGCAUUUGGCCCUUUCAGCGAGGUCUGGCGUGGAAGGCGGUGGCUACUACGUAAAGUCAAUAGAGGUGCAAAAAAUUCAGAUUGGAGACGAAAACAACAGCGACUCGACUGCUCAGAUGGCGACUAACAGGGAGUACAGAUCGACAGAGAUGAGCAUGGCGGAAGAAGACGACGCGCCGAUAAACACCACAACAUUUAGAAGAGCAGGAUCGAAUACGCACUCAUCUCCCUCGCUUGUUCCCAAUUUGACAGAAAUCACGAGCUAUUUUGAGAAGGUUUAUCAAGGUAUCUUUGGGAUAGACAAUGGCUUAAAUAAAGUCAUGUCAAAGUUAAUGAAUCAUUCGUCUUCCUUUGAAUUGUUUGCUCAAGAAGUUUAUCAGCAUGGAGGCACGAUUAAGGAGAACAUUCAGCGAAUCCACACGACUACCAUGUCCAUCAUCAACGGCAUGGCGGCGAACAUGGAAAGGGUUUCCAACGCGCAUGAGCAACUGAGGUUCGAACUUAAAACCGAAAUUUCUGCAAUAGUCAUGUCCGCCAACCAAAUGAGCGAGAAGCUGGAUAAGUUGUCCAAGCAUAACGCUCAUGGCCGCAUCACGAGCAUGCUUCUUUAUGUGAUUGUUCUUCAAUCUGUCUUUAUUUUUGUCCUCAUUUGGAUGACUCAAAUGAGGCCCGGAAAGGUGAAAUGUGUGUAGAAGAUAUCGCUUUUAUCCAUUUCAAGCCGUUACAUUUUUUUUUUUUUGUGUGUUGUGUUGUGGCACGUCGGCGCCCGCGCUUUCAAAGGCUUUUUUAUCUAGGGCGGGGGUUAGGUCGAUUUUUCUCUUUCUAUGACUUCGUCUGCGAAUUCUAUUAAGAUGACCAGUUUUUGCACUCUUUUUUUAAGAACUGAGGCGUUGGGUGCUGUGACCUUUGCUUUGAAUCCGGACACAUCCAGAAUGCCUUCUACGAUUCCCGCGAGGAAAAAGUUGCUAUUGGGGUGCCACUUUGGCGCCGAGAUGAAUUUGGUGAUCAGCGACUCGUUUUCCAAAAUCAUGUACUGUUUUUCGUUGCUCUUUUCAAGAGUUGCUUCUCGGUUGAAAAGAAACGUCCAGACGUUGUUGACGAUGAAAAACAGCAUUUGGAGAAGUUUGGUUUCUCUUUUGGUGAAGUUUUCACGCCAGGUGAUAUACUCCAACAGUCGUAUUCCAAUACGGUAUCCCAU